Messenger RNA from Gekko japonicus, 2614 nucleotides. It is a transcript of the gene ZFAND1, whose product is annotated as zinc finger, AN1-type domain 1. Gene Ontology annotation, cellular component: cytoplasm; cytoplasmic stress granule. NCBI's taxonomy places the organism in Eukaryota, Metazoa, Chordata, Lepidosauria, Squamata, Gekkonidae. The record is from RefSeq and is a predicted model, not a curated record. Bases 2 to 808 code for a protein of 268 amino acids. Gene Ontology annotation, molecular function: zinc ion binding. The transcript is spliced from 8 exons. Gene Ontology annotation, biological process: cytoplasmic stress granule disassembly.
CAUGGCGGAAUUGGAGAUUGGGCAGCACUGCGAGGUAGAACACUGCCAGCAGCUGGAUUUUCUACCUUUUGUGUGUGAUGGCUGCUCCCGAGUUUUCUGUCUUCAGCACAGAAGCCGGUCAGCUCAUGGUUGCUCUGAGGUAAAUCUGAAAAGUGAGGAAGUGAAACCAGAUCAUCACAAAUCUUUCUUGUGCUCGUACAGAGGUUGUGAUGGGAAAGAACUUGUACCAGUACUAUGCUCAUUUUGUGAAAAGCAGUUUUGCUUAAGGCACCGUCAUCAGUCAGACCAUGAAUGUGAGAAACUGGAAACCCCUAAGCCUCGCAUGGCUGUCACCCAACAACUUGUUAAAAAUAUUGUAGAUUCCAAGAAAGAAACCACAGGGAUGAAAAGAUGCAAAGGAGCCAAGAAUGCUGAAACAGCAGCAAAAGUGGCCCUAAUGAAACUAAAAAUGCAUGCGUGUGGGGAUAAGUCCUUGCCACUGAGUGAGAGAAUCUACUUCCAAGUAUUUUUACCAAAAGGAAACAAGGAGAAAAGCAAGCCCGUGUUCUUUUGUAGUAAAUGGAGCAUUGGCAAAGUAAUUGAUUCAGCAGCUUCCUUGGCAAACCUUAAAAACGACAACAACAAAAGCACCAGCAAGAAAUUAAGACUCUGCCACCCAGCAUCUGGAGAAGCUUUACCUUUGGACCACACCUUGGCAUCUUGGAUAAGCAACAAAGAAUGCCCCCUCUAUAAUGGUGGAAAUGUUAUCUUGGAAUAUCUUGAUAACGAAGCUCGGUUUUUAGAAGAUACAAAUUUAUAUGUAGAAUAAUUGCAGGAACCUCUUGAUACGUAAUAAUCAGAUUCAGUACAAAACAAGGUUCUUAGUCUGUUUAAAGCUGUGUGGCAUAAGGGGAGGUGGUUUAUUCACAGGAAUCAGUUUUAGAAAUAGACAUAUUAGAAUAUAGCUUACUCCAUUCUACAGUAGGACAAGGGGCUGAAUGACUUACACAUGUUUGUCCCCUGAUGCUUCUCGCGCUAAAGUGUGGUCUCCAUUGAAAAGUAUUGAGUCUGAUUUGGUAUCAGGAUAGUUUCAGAGGGCAGCUGUGUUGGUCUGCAGUAGAAGAGUAUAAGCUUUCAAGAGUCAAAGCUCCCUUCGCCAGAUAACGUCAUCCAAGUUGUCAUGACAUGCUCUGAAAAUCCCACCUGUGAUCUGUGCUGCCUCAUUAGCACACGCAAAUCACCGAAAAUUCAGAAGCUAGUUUCUGAUGAGCUAUAGAAGCAGCAGCCAAAGGAGGGUAGAAACAUUACUUGGAUUCUUGUCAACUCUACAGAGAAGCUGGCACUUAGAGAAACUUCUAGAAUGGGCGAUGGUGGAAUGUGCAGGCACAUGUUGGUUUGUGAAAAGGUUACACUUCCUUGUCACCAAGAUUUCUUUUGUCCCUGUUGCAGAAGACCUUGGCAUUUUCUUAACGCAGAUCUUGGUGAUUGAUUACAUCUUCUUAGUUUCUGAGUAAAUUUUCAAACAAGGAAAUAUGUGGUGAUACAAAGACACUUAUCUUCACCACCUCACAUCUACUGCUCCUGUGUUGUUCUCCCAAUCACUAGGCAUAGCACCAUGUGCACAGCCUCUGGAGCACUUUACUGCAUCACAAGAUGCAAUUUGAGAGACAGCAUGUGCAGUUCUUUCAUUCUAUCCUCUUACUUCAAAGCUAGCUGCUUCUCAGAGCUAAUUGGAAGAAUGGAAGUUGUAAACACUUUUUAUGCACUGCAAGUGCAUGCAAGAUAUGCCCAGCCCACGAUUGGUAGAUGAAACCCUGCUGAACUUUCCAUCAAUGCAAUAUGUGAUGUCUGUUACAGUAUACAGCAGGGAAUUUUCUGUGGCCCUGGUUUUACGGAAUUCCCUGCAGAAGGAAAGCUGAUUAACAUAAAUUUGCUGACCAUAGACACUAAGACAAGCUUUUGGGGACACGGGGGUUUUGAACCAAUGUGUGGUUCAUGGUUACAGUAGUGAUAUUUUAUAUCAGAGCAGCAUUUGGAGUUACAUUUAUCAGCAGAUUAAUAGCGUGUUUGGAAUCUGUUCUACACUCAUGAUGCAAGAACUAAAAGACCAUUCUCCUGCAUCAGACUAAAAAGUUUGUCUUGUCCAGCAUCCUAUUCCACAUAACUGGCAGCCAAAUGAUUUGGGGAACUCCACAAAGCAGGAGCCCAUUAAGCCUGUUGUUAUCACCCAGCAGCAGGCAUUCAGUGGCAUAGUGCUUUUGACUGUGGAGGUUCAAUUUUGCUAUCAUAGCUACUAGCAAUUGAUAGACAAAUGUAGCCUUUAUGUAUUUGAUGGUGUUAAAAACACAGUAAGCCAAAGCCAUGACACAGUGAGGAAGCAGUACAACCAUAUUACCUUUUAAUCAGGUGAGUGCUAAAUUGAAAAGAUGGCCAAAGCAUGACCCAAUUAAAUGUACAGCAGAAGUAUAACCAACUUUAACUGUUGCUGCAGCACUAAGACUGCUGCAGCUUUGCCCGUUUCAUUACAGGAAUGAGUUUGAGAAGUGCUGCAGCAGAAUUUCUUAAAAUUGUUACUCUAAUUAGAAGGCAAAUAACUCCUAGUAAAGGUAAAGGUUUCCCUUGGUCGAAAGCCAGU